Messenger RNA from Tripterygium wilfordii, 1081 nucleotides. RefSeq names its product serine carboxypeptidase 3-like. Gene Ontology annotation, biological process: proteolysis. Gene Ontology annotation, molecular function: serine-type carboxypeptidase activity. Lineage: Eukaryota; Viridiplantae; Streptophyta; Magnoliopsida; Celastrales; Celastraceae. The coding region runs from base 67 to 1041 and encodes 324 amino acids. The record is from RefSeq and is a predicted model, not a curated record. The transcript has 6 exons. Gene Ontology annotation, cellular component: vacuole.
CUUUUGAAAUUUUGUUUUUAUUUUCUGUAUUUCAAUUAUAUAUGACUUUAUUUGUCAAUUUUUAGGAUGUUCUAUUUCUUUUUUGAAUCAUGGAGAAGCAAGAAUGACCCGAUUGUAAUAUGGUUGUCUGGAGGUCCAGGUGGCAGUAGUAGCAUAGCACUAUUUUAUGAACACGGACCUUUUCAUAUCACAAAUGACCUCAAGUUUCGAAAGAAUGAUUAUAGUUGGGCUCAGGUAUCAAAUAUUAUAUACGUUGAUCAACCACUUGGAGCAGGAUUCAGUUAUGCAAAAGAUUAUAACGAUAUAAGACACAAUCAAACUAGUGCAAGUGAUGAUUUGUACAACUUCUUGCAGGAAUUCUUCAAAGUGCAUCCUCAAUUUAUUGAAAAUAAUUUCUUCAUAAUUGGACAAUCUCAUGCUGGAAACUCUGGCCCUGCUCUCGCUUCUCGAAUCCAACAAGGGAAGAGGGAAAACGUGGGAAUCGACAUAAAGCUAAAGGGACUUGCUAUUGGUAAUGGACUUACAAAUCCUCGAAUUCAAUUUCCAGCACAGCUAGAUUAUGCUUUACGCGAGGAAUUGAUUGAAAAAUCUAAUAAACCACAUAUAGAGAACAUAGUUUCAAACUGUGAAUCGUCUCUAAAAGCUUGCGAAACGGGCGGAGAAGAUGAAUGCCGUGUUGCUUAUUUUGAUUGCCAUAACAUAAAACGAGAGAUCCUUAAAAUUGCUGGGAAUAGAAAUUCAUAUGAUAUUCGAAAGUGGUGUGUUGGUUCCGAAUGUUAUGACUUCUCAAACAUUGAAAGAUUUUUGAGUGAAAAAUCAGUAAGAAAUACUCUUGGUGUUGGAGAAGUAGAAUUUGCUUUACUCAAUACUACUGUAUAUUUAGCCAUGAUGGGUGACAUUAUGAAGAACCACGAAAUAGGAAUACCUGCUCUACUUGAAAACGAUAUUAGAGUCCUUAUAUAUGCUGGAGAUCGAGAUCUCAUAUGCAACUGGAUUGGUAAGCCUCUGUGCAUGAUUGAAAUAUUAACUACUAGUAAUUAAUAUUAUCUUCUUUUCUUUUUUCCUCUCUUUUUAAAAUUUG